Messenger RNA from Gymnodraco acuticeps, 1288 nucleotides. Its product is annotated as mitochondrial glutamate carrier 1-like. Gene Ontology annotation, molecular function: L-glutamate transmembrane transporter activity; L-aspartate transmembrane transporter activity. Gene Ontology annotation, biological process: aspartate transmembrane transport; malate-aspartate shuttle; L-glutamate transmembrane transport. Bases 214 to 1197 code for a protein of 327 amino acids. The transcript has 10 exons. The record is from RefSeq and is a predicted model, not a curated record. NCBI's taxonomy places the organism in Eukaryota, Metazoa, Chordata, Actinopteri, Perciformes, Bathydraconidae.
CUGAAGCCUGCUGGAGUGAGAGGCCACUUAAACUUCGCUAAAGCAGGACAUUAGCUUUCAUCUAAGGGCUGGACUUCCUCUAUAUAUAUAUAACCCUGAGCUUCCUUACACUCCCGCCUUGCUCAGUGUCUCUCAGGGACUCUCUGCCUGCUCUCCCUCUGCGGCCUCCUCCUUUGUGCUGACCAGCCUCUGCACUCACAACAACCAAGAACCAUGGCCCAGCAACAGCAGAUUAGCCUCCCAGCCAAACUCAUCAAUGGAGGGAUUGCAGGCAUGGUGGGAGUCACCUGUGUGUUUCCAAUUGACCUGGCCAAGACCCGCCUGCAGAACCAGCGCAGCGGGCAACAACUCUACAAAAAUAUGAUGGAUUGCCUUAUAAAGACAGUUAAAUCUGAAGGAUACUUUGGCAUGUACAGAGGUGCUGCAGUAAAUCUCACCCUGGUAACCCCUGAGAAGGCCAUCAAGCUAGCUGCUAAUGACUUCUUCCGCCAACAGUUGAGCAAAGAUGGCAGGUUGACGGUGUUCAAGGAAAUGUUGGCAGGAUGCUGUGCAGGAAUGUGUCAGGUCAUUAUCACCACACCCAUGGAGAUGCUCAAGAUCCAGUUGCAGGAUGCUGGAAGGCUAGCGGCCCAGCAGAGGGGGGUGACUAGUGUCGUAUCGGCUCUGAAAAUGGGUGGGACCAGUGGUGUUCUUAGCCGUUCCUACAACACCAGCCCUGCACCUCAAAUCAUGCGAGUGUCCGCCACACAGAUCACCAGAGAGCUGCUGAGGACCAAAGGAGUCAAAGGACUGUACCGGGGACUCGGAGCAACAUUGAUGAGGGACAUCCCAUUCUCCGUCGUGUACUUCCCUCUUUUUGCACAUCUGCACCAUCUCGGCCGGCAUUCCCCUGAAGACCCUGCUGUGCCCUUCUAUUGGUCCUUCAUGUCUGGAUGCCUAGCUGGAUGCAUUGCUGCUGUCACUGUCAGCCCUUUUGACGUGGUCAAGACCAGGCUGCAGUCACUCAAGAAAGGAGCUAAUGAGGAAACCUACAAUGGCGUGGUAGACUGUAUCAGAAAGAUCCUGAGAAAGGAGGGUCUCGGAGCGUUCCUGAAAGGGGCAAGUUGCCGGGCCCUUGUUAUUGCCCCACUCUUUGGAAUUGCACAGGUUGUGUACGUUGUCGGAGUUGGAGAGUACCUGCUAGGGUGCACACCCUAAACCAUCUACUCUGCAUAAACAAGCUGUUUUCUAGUCUUCUUUAUGCCACCUCAUUAAAUUACAGGCAGCUAUGCCCUGGCAUAGCAAUGGA